Molecule: messenger RNA, 243 nt
Organism: Penicillium oxalicum
Lineage: Eukaryota; Fungi; Ascomycota; Eurotiomycetes; Eurotiales; Aspergillaceae
Exons: 3
Coding region: 1-243 (80 amino acids)
Source: RefSeq, a predicted model, not a curated record
AUGCCUCUCGUGGUACCGGGUAUCAACUCCAACAUGGGCGAUAAGUCCGAGUGGGCAAACAAGCUCAUGGGCAAAAAGAUCAGUGACAGUACUAGUGACGAGGUGUCCUUCGCAAAGAAAGAUCUUCCCGAGUCCCACCGCGUACUCAAGCCCGAUGAUAUGAAGUCGAUGGAUCACAAUCCUGACAGACUGAACGUCCACGUGGACCACGACGGCACCGUCCGGGAUGUCACUUACGGCUAG